UUCCUCUUUCAUUUACCAACCGGGUGUUGCUCCGCGCACCUGCUACGUUACUUUUGACCAAAAAUCGGUGUGCAGAGCAACCCCAAACCCUAUUAAAUUAUUACGGAGUAAUAAGUAUACGCCAUUUCCUCCGUAUACAUCCGAACAGCUCUUCCGUCGUUUCCAAGAUGAACCUCCGCAAUUUCAAAACCACUGUUUCCUAUCCCUCCGUUUCCCCUCAGAUUAGACUGACUCCUACUUUCAAUAUCCCACGUAGUCAACACCAAAAGCCUUGUAGCUCUCUUGAGGUUCCUCUAAGCAUUUGUUCCAAGCCAGCUGCUAACAAAAGUCACACACUUGGAGGAUCGUCUCUACAUUUCCCAUUGCAAAAGAGAGCUCAAUUUGGCAAGACAUUUUGCUCUGUUGGGAUCUGUACAUAUCCUGAAAGUGUAAAUGAAUUUCCAUCACAUACACAUGAAGAGAAGACAUGGGUGCUUCUUUUGAACCUUGGAGGGCCAGAUACACUUCACGAUGUUCAACCAUUCCUUUUCAAUCUGUUUGCUGAUCCUGAUAUUAUACGCCUCCCCAGGUUAUUUCAAUUCCUACAGCGCCCAUUAGCACAAUUAAUAUCUGUUCUACGAGCUCCCAAAAGUAAGGAAGGCUAUGCUGCAAUUGGAGGCGGUUCACCUCUGCGAAGAAUCACAGAUGAUCAGGCAAAUGCUUUAAAAAUGGCACUGAUAGAGAAGGAAGUCUCUGCUAAUGUCUACGUUGCUAUGAGAUACUGGCACCCAUUUACUGAGGAAGCUGUUCAACAGAUCAAACGAGAUAGAAUUACGAGACUUGUUGUGUUACCCCUAGUCCCCUAUAUCCUCAAUAUUCCAUCUCGACGACUGGAUCAAGCAUCCGUGUUCUUCAGAAUAUUUUUGGGAGAGAUCCAUAUUUGAGUAGACUACCUGUGGCUAUCAUACAGUCAUGGUAUCAACGACAGGGUUACAUCACGUCCAUGGCUGACUUGAUUGAGAAAGAGGUUAAAAAGUUUCCACAGCCUGAUGAGGCAAUGAUAUUCUUCAGUGCACAUGGAGUACCUGUCAGUUAUGUUGAGGAUGCUGGUGAUCCAUACAGGGAUCAGAUGGAAGAAUGCAUUUCACUGAUAAUCCAAGAACUGAAAUCAAGAGGAGUUAACAAUGAGCAUACUUUGGCUUACCAGAGCCGAGUUGGACCCGUACAGUGGUUGAAACCUUACACUGAUGAAGUUCUUGUUGAACUUGGAAAGAAAGGAGUGAAAUCUCUGCUGGCUGUUCCAGUGAGCUUUGUGAGUGAGCACAUAGAGACACUUGAAGAGAUUGAUAUGGAAUACCGAGAGUUGGCUCUUGCAUCCGGAAUUGUGAAUUGGGGCCGGGUCCCAGCCCUCAACUGCACCUCCACUUUCAUAACUGACCUUGCAGAUGCAGCGAUCGAAGCUCUUCCGUCUGCCAUUGCAACAGUCUCAACAACAUCACCCAACUCCCCUCCAACUGAAGAAGCUGUCUUGCGCUACAUAACCAAGAUGCUUUUGGGCUCUAUUUUGACGUUCGUUUUGCUCUUUUCCCCAAAGAUGCUCUCGGCAUUCAAGAACCACCUCCUUUGAGUGGGAUGCAUGAGGAGGAAGGAUUAUCAGGUGGUGCCGCAAGGGUUUAAGAAGUGGUAUAUCAACACACUAUUGUAUCCAGACAAAAUUUUAAUACAUUGAAACGAUACCCAAAUGCAAAAGUUUUAAACUUUCAUACGGUAUUGUAUAUAGUAUACAAAAUAUUAUUGUUCCCCAACCUAAAUAAUAUCAAGUGCAUUGAGGAAGGAGGAUUUUCAUUAAAUACUACUAUAUUUGUUCCAUAGUAAAGUUCUCAUAGUACUGAAUGCCAGCUUUACUUUAAGGCGGAAUAGUAUGUUAACUUUUAUAUUUAAUUUUAAUUGAUUAGGCUUCGGAUAAUUAUGUUAA
Molecule: messenger RNA, 1954 nt
Organism: Cuscuta epithymum
Lineage: Eukaryota; Viridiplantae; Streptophyta; Magnoliopsida; Solanales; Convolvulaceae
Source: the annotation of a GenBank genome assembly